AAGAUGGUGACAAAGAGCCUUGUUGGGCUUCUUGACAUUCGAUACCAGAUGUUGUUUGGCUUGAUUGACGUCUAAUUUUCUUGCUGUUUGUAUUGUUUUGGUUGAUUUUAAAAAAGAUGCUUGUAUCAGAAAGGGCAUUCCUCGUUUUAGGAGACGUCAUCAUGUGUAAGGAUGAGCAUCGGAAUAUGCAGCGUGUUACGCUGUGGUAAUGGAAGACGGCGUAGAUACUUUGUCUCUGUCUGCAGAACAGAUGGCAGAGAAUGGCUCCCUCGGUCAGUUCUCCGAGACGUCUGCUGGGGUGGAGCAGUCUGCGCCUGCUGCUUCCUCGUCAUCUCAGAAAGUUUUUAAAGUGAAAUCGGACCGCAGGCAAAAGACUAGCUCUGCAAAAGAUGACAGCGAGGUCCAGGCCACACGGAGAAGUUCUCGCACAGUCAAGAAGACCAAACGGGCCCUGGACAGUGCCGAUCUGGAAGAGCUCGACGAGGAUACAGACGCUCCGAGCAAGAAGAAAGCUUGUAAGACGAAGGCGCGGAAGAGGGACAUCUUGUCAAACGGCCAGCCGUUCAGCUGUAGCCUGUGCGCCAGCCCCUACCUCAACAACGUGUCCAAGAAAGGACCGGCCAGUCGCUUCAAGACCUUGACCAAGCCCGUGCUGAAGGAGAAGGAUGGACGUAUCCUGACUGUGUGCUUCCGAUGUGCCCACGCCAUUGAACAGUCAGAGCCGAAGCGGCCCAGUGCGGAAGAGCGGAGCCGGUUUGAGGAGAAGGGCAGACAGUUUGCCGAACACCUGGCCACCUACCUCAAGGACAAUGAUGCCAAGCGCCUGUUCUGUUCCUCCUACCAAGCGUCGCCCUGUGGCUGUAUACAGAACUUCAUCUCGGGUUUGCUCAGCAAGAAGAAGCCCCGCCUCUGUGUCCCCAAUGUGGCUAGUGUCGCCAGCGGUGACAGCAAGACGUCAGACAAGGCUGAGCCGGAAGAAGACGUGGGGCCUCCCGCCCCUGACGAGAAAGCGGACCGGGCACAGAGGGCCAAGUUCUUGCUGUCUCUACUGAAGGAGUCGCGCGCCAAGAAGGCUGAAGAGAAAGACAAGUCCAAGAAGACUGUAACGGUUGAUGGCACGGCGAGUGGUGGGGGCGUGGCAGGUGGUGGGGGCGUGGCGGGUGGUGGGGACGUGGCAGGUGGUGGGGGCGUGGCGGGUGAUGGGGGCGUGGCGGGGAAGCAGCCGUUCGAGGAGUUCGUCCUGCGACAUCGCGUGCGGCUCAAGAAGCUGGGUCUGUGCGAGCGCGGCUGCCACAAGGUGCUCUGCUACUCCAACAACUUCCUGCACCGUCGCGGAACCACUGCCAAGGACCCGAUGCGUAUUCAGAGAACCAAAGGGAAAGCCGCCCUGGGUCUUCUCCAGCCCAUCCAUGAACUGUCCAAACUGACGUGCUGCAGCCUGGCUUGUGUCGAGGCAGCUAAAACCAAAGCGGAACAGCUGAGCUUGUGGAGAGAGAAUGCUGGCAAAGGGCAGAAGGAGGCGUCGAAGGUCCUCGCCGAGAUGUUGACUCGAAAAGUUGGCAGGGGAGGUUACUGCUUCAAGUUCGUCUCCAUGGUGACGGGCUCCUGUAGCAGCACGGUGCGGAAGGUGUACGGCCAGGCCAUGCUGGCGCGAGGUCAACACACGCAGGCGGGAACACGUCGGGAUGGCGAGGUGGAGGAGAAGAAGAAGAAAGGAGGAACGAUCGCGUUGCGGGCGACGAAAGGUGUGAGCAGCGUGCAGCCAGCGGUGAAAAAAGUCCGCCUGUCUCAGACAGCGGUGGCUACGCCCGUUCACAUGUCGCCGAGAGGCGCCUCUCUGGCCGGUGGCCCGGCCGGCAUGACCUUGACCUCGCCUCUGGUCCUCCUCCAGGCUGCUCCGGCCGGCGGCCCCGUGCCCGGUUCGACGAGCGCCAGCGCCCCCAUGUUGGUGCUGUGCCAGGCUCCGCCCCCCUCGGUGUUUGUGAACUCUGCGGUCGGAGGUACGACGAGCCCCGCGGGGGUCGCCCCCUGGUCUAUGAUGUCAAAGGUCAAGUGUGCCGGCCCAGAGGAGGCUACGCCUGCUGAAGUGAGACCACCGCAGGAAGUGGAGAAAAGACGAGUGAGAGAGGAAGAGGUGGAGGAGAAAAGAAGAGUGGAGGAGGAGGAGAAGGAGGCAGUGAAGAGACGCGUGGAGGAGGAGGAGGGGGAGAGGCGAAGGAAGAUGUUGGAGCUGCAGCGUCGCGGUUCGGAGCUCCAGGAGGAGAUCAAGAUUCUCAGUCAGAACCUGCCGGAGAAACUGGCAAGACUCCAGCAAUGCUGCACAGAACUGUCUCAAGUGCAACAAGCUCUGAAAGACAUGAGUUCGAACCAGGAACCCCCGCCUGCUGCUCACGUCAAGAGGACGCCUAAACCAACAACCUCAACGUCGUCGCUCGCUACUACACCACUCCAGAAACCCUCCGACUCUGUGGCCAUCACGACAUCCUCAGUCCUUGAUGCCACCACAACCAUCGUGUCUAACAAAGAAUCUCACCAACAGGGAGGCAGCAGAAUCUCUUCCGUGGACUUAACUGGGUCAACGGUCCAGCUGCAUGGCCAAGCGCCUUUGUGUGGUGUCCAGAGUAGCGUUCCACCGAUGCCCGUCCAGGGUCUGACCGACGUCCAGCAAGUUCUCGGCCCGAGCUCUGGUCUCUCUCUACAAGUCGCCAGUCCAAAAGUCGUAUCUUCCGUCUCUCAAACUCCGAUGGUUCUGUCCCCCUUGCCCCUCGCGGGGAAUGUGAGAGGGUUGCUGGUCCCUCAGUCUCUCGCGUCCGUCAUACUCUCCACCCAAUCGUCGGCGCCGGCGCAGAUUUCUCCCAGGGUCGGGCCGGUCUCGAGAAACUCAGAAGUAACUUCUCGGACGCAGAACUACGCUCCCCCCGUGGAUGUUGCGUGUACAACCUCUGAGGUGCUGUCGGUUUUUUCUGCUCCUCAGCUGGGCCAGGUUUUUGAUCUUUGUAAGUCGACGCCUGGUGUCGGCUUGUCUGAACUACGUACGCCAAGGACACAGAACAGCCCUCGGCUUGUGACCCCCGGAUUCACCAACAGUGGGAAAAGACGUGGAGCGGUGCAGAGAGAGAUAAAUUUUGCAGCAAGUGAAAACGACACACAUCUACAGCCCGGGCUCCCACUGACUGCAGGUUCUUCCAGAAGUGGUCAAGUCAUGGCCAGCAACUCUCUUCCAGUAGUUGACCCGCAGCGAGUGACCGCUCACGUUGAUGGUGUCCACACAUCGUCGUUGUCCCCGUUGUCCCAGAUUUCAACGCCAGCUGCUGCAUCUGUAGCAUUGACGUCGACUCUUCCCAAGAGUGGUCAGAUUGGGAGCGUGCACGCGUGUUCGGAGGACACCAGCACCUCCGCUGUCACUCGCGUGUUGCUAGCCGGGCCGCCAACUUCCUGUCCCUCGACUGGUGUGGCCUUGACAGAAUCCACGACAGCUGGGACACAGGUGACCUGGGCGUCUCCGGUACCCAUGACAGCUUCCAGUUCCUCUUCCUUUUUGUCCUCGCCGGAAUGCUCAGCGUUAGCAUCAUCAUCAUCAUCAUCAUCAUCAUCGUCAAUGCCAUCAUCAUUGUCAUCAUCUCUCCCCGAGCAAGCAGUCAUAUUUGACGCUUUGGCGGACUCCCCGGUCAAAUGGUUUUCCUCCGUCGUCGCUCCCUCAGCCACGACCUUCAACCCUGUCCCGACCCCUAUUGUGAGUUAUCCUUCCUUGCUCUCAGAGAUGCUGAUGAGCAAACCGGUCGAGGUGCCGACACAGUCUGCCGUUUCUUCCUCGGGGUCAGGAUCGGCACCGACUUUGACCUCUGUGACGCCUGUCUCCAGUACUUCGCAGGUGACCCCGACCGUUGUACAGUCUGACCUGUUGCCACCCCCUGCGUCAGUGUCAUCUGUCAUCUCUCUUCCGGACGGGCUUCAGAGCGACAAAGCCUCCUCCUCCUCCUCCUCUCACCCCCCGACCCUCCUCUUCUCCAGCAGCGGCUCUGUGGCCAGGUCACCCAACCCGACGCGAGGUCCCCCGGGGCGCACCCCUCCCAUCACAUUCACCAUCGGCCAGCACGCGUCUUUGACCCACUCCCAGCUCAAGGGAGGUCACCACCGACGACACAAUCGUAGCCGAGAGCCGCUGCAGGUGGGCAUCGUCCACCCACACGUGGCGGGAAGUAGCGCCAGUACUGGUGUGACCUUCACCUCGUUGUCCACCGCGAAAGACUCGAACGGCGCUCUCAGCAGCAGCAGUAGUAACGCGGUGGGUGUUGCUGCUGCUGCUUCCGGUUCUGGCGUCUCUCUGUCCAGUCUUGGCUCCGACGGUUCUCAUCAAGGCUUCAUCACGCUGACUCAGUCCACGACCUUGAACCCCAGCACCCUGAAACUGGUCUCCGACACGUCUGCGCGGCUGGGAAUGCAGCAGGUAGCGGGACUCCUCCCCCCCUCUCAGAACAAGAUGAACCAACAACAACAGAAUUCCCGGCAACAACAACGACAACAACGACAGCAUCAGCAGCAGCAGCAGCAACCUCAGCAGGUGGUCUCAGAGCCUUCAGCCGACGCUCAAAAUAAAUCAUCAGAAGGCCGUUUGUACAGUUUAGUCUCCGCUGAAACAAUCGCUGGUCAGAAUUCUGCUACAGUUGUGUCUGUGUCGGGCGUGAGUCUUACUUCAUUGACCAACAGUCAUCAUUCCCAAACAUCUAGCGUCAGUUCCCAAACGUCCAACAGCCGGCCGGGGAAUUCGCCGAGCGGGUCGACCAUGGAUGGUGCGGUCGCGACCGACAAGUCUGGUCCCAUGAGACUAGUUCCUCUCGUCCUAGCACCCGAUACCGCCUCCCCCCAGCUCAACUCAUUACCGGCCGUAGCGGUCAUUAACGGUCAGCAGUUUUUGUUUAACACCAACCUGGCGAACCAGCUUUUCCCAAAUGCGAGCGCGACCCUCGUGAACUCUGUCGUAAACUCUAGCUUGACCAGCAGCCCCGCUUCGCUACAGCUCGUUGAUUCACUCGGUCUGAAUACUUUGGGCUCGGAACAAUCUUCCUGCCCUCAAAUAAAUAUUCCGAGCGAUGCAGCCGAAUCGGGAAUUCGUGUGUCGAAAACGAACAUGCCAACCGAGAAGAAAAAUCAAUUCAUUUCAGAUGCCACAGAAUAUUCCUCCAAAGUUCCUAAUUCCGGGAUUGCUCAGAUUGCAGCGAGAAAUGGUGGAAGACAGUCUUCCUCUUCAGCUUCUGGCCUUGUCCAGAUUCCUGAGGACAACAGUGCCGCAGGUGUGGGCGAGGCUCCGGAGAAGGUUGUAGUGGGCACGGGUCAGCCGGCCCUGCGGUCUGCGCUGGACCAAAGUCUCGGCGAGCCGACCCUGAGCUGGCUCCUGGAGACGGUGGUCUCCUCUCAAAGAUCUGCUCUGACUACUGAGGCACAAGGAGCGUCUUCAUCUACAGAGGAGUCUUCUUCUUCUUCUUCUUCGGAUGCAACGAGGGCUCAGUUUGUGAACAGCUCCGGGCAGUUGUCGAUGGUUAAUCUGCCUGAGCUGCUGGGAGCGUCGGUCAGCACUACAGGGAUCCCUGCAGUGCAGCAACAGCAGAUGCAACAGCAACAACAACAGCAGCACCAGCAGCAACAACAGCAGAUACAACACCAACAACAACAGCAGCACCAACAACAGCAGCACCAACAACAGCAGCAACAACAACAGCAGCAACAACAGCAGAUACAACACCAACAACAACAGCAGCACCAACAACAGCAGCAACAAGACAAGCAACAGCAACAACAGAAGCUUAUUCUGUCUCAGAGUUCGUGCGCAGUGAACGUUCCGCCAAAGGAUACGGUGGUGACGUCUGCUAACCCAGCCGUCGACAACACAGAUGUUGUGCCGUCACGUCCGGUUUGCUCGAUGGCGCUCCCAACACAAGCUCUCGCUCUCGCGGAUGAGACGUCAGGGUUGGCGUUGGUCGACGGAAAGACUCAGCAACCUCUGCCUCCGGAGGCUGUAUUUACCAUCCUUCCUCAAAACGAAGAGUUGCAGCAACUACAGCAACAGCUACAACAGCAAAAUCAGCAACAGCUACAACAGCAACUACAGCAACAGUUACAACAGCAAAAUCAGCAACAGCUACAACAGCAAAAUCAGCAACAGCAGCAAUUGUUGUCUGUGGGCCAAGUACUGACAGGACAGAGUUCCGGCCCCCAGAUAAUUCAGCUAGAUCCAGCUUCCUUCCCUGGGCUCAGCAGCGUUCCUUCCAUCGGGCUGCCCAUCCAGGGAGUGACCAGCAUCCAGCAGGUCAUCCGCCCGGGAUCGGGCCUCCCUCGGGUCAUGCUCCCCCUCCAGACUUCGGCCGUCGGAAGCGAGGCGGCGCUGCAGGUCGGGUCUCAGCAGGGGCAGCAACCACAGCUGAUCAAUCUCCUCAACUCGGCAGUCCCGCUUCAGAUCCUGCAAAGUCAAGGUCAGCCCAUUGUCGUGCCCGUACCUGGCGUCUGUGGCGGUGGUGGUAGCACUCAGUUUGGCGUCCAGAUGCUUCAAGGUCAGGCUCAGGCUGGGGUCAAGGUCAUGCAGGUGAACGGACAGGCGGCGGGCGUGCAGUACGUUUCGGAUCAGAGUCUCGCUGGUGGGGGUCAACCGCUGCCCGGAUUGUUCCCUGAAGGAGUUCAGGUCCUUGGCGCGAUGGAGGGUUCGAACCUGCAGGUCCUUCAGAGCCAGGGCCAGCCCAGCGUUCAGUCUGUGCAGAUCCAAGGUCAGGUUAUUGAAGCUCAAGGUCAGUCGAUACUUCCGUCUCUGGUUCCUGUGCAGGUCGAGUCGGAGGUACAGAAUGUCCAGAACCAGGUCCAUCAGUCCUCGGUGCGGGUCACUACCGGUCAGCUCCAGUCUCCCACCGUCCAGCUCUUACAGAAUGAAAAUGGGCCGGCGACCAUCUCGGUCCAGUCUCCUCCGCAGAAGAGUUCUGGCCGGGGCCCCCCUACGUCCAGCGCCAACCCCACGGUGGUCCUCUCCUCGUGUUUGUCGGCGCCGUCUGGCGGAGCGAGUCACGGUGGACUGGCGGUGGUGUCCAGCAAGCACAGGCCCAUUCGACCGAAGCUUCAGAGCGUUCCGCGGCAAACAACUGCGAUACAGAAGAACAGCAGCAGCAACAGCGUCAGCAGCAACAGCAGUACCUUCAUCCUGGUCCCGGACAAGCAGGGCUAUGCCGUGGCCCCACUGGACUCGAACCUCAUCCCUGCGCAGAGGCUACAACUCGCCGCUCCCCCUACGACCGCCAUCAUAGCAUCUUCUACUUCUGCCACGAGCCGUGGUGUCGAGAAAGGAGCGGGAACGCUGUCUCUUCCGAAAUUGUCUUCUUUAAAUUCUGGAGCGAAAAAAGUUCCCACCGGAGUUUUGGUGAACAUUAGCUCAGCGUCUGACAAUUUGACGUCAUGCCUAGGAAGCGGCAAACCAAACAGAUCGGCGCAAACGACCGUGUCUGGGGGCUCUUCAGUCAAGAAGGGACAGGACUUUGUUCGCACGUCUGCCGGGAUUCCUGCGUCGGCUGCAGCUCGAGCUCUCGUAGGUCAAAAUGUCCCAGCCAUCAAAGUGGUAUCUGAUUUGCCACCAGUGUCGCAACUCCAACAUUUCUCCUACAGCGUCGAGAGUGGAGAAACAACGGCUCUGAUUGGAGAACCGCAGACCGGGGAAGUUCCCGCCAGAGGGCAGCAGCAGCAGGGGUCUGUCGUUGGGAGACUUCCUGGAAGUCAGGCGUCCCUGCGUCUGUCAGGGAACGUUGCACUCUCUGCAAAAAGUGACGCAAACCCCUGCACGAGUGGGAACCUUUUGCAGGGUCAAAGGUCAUCAUCCACCAAAUCAGCGUCGUCCUCAUCGUCAUCAUCAGCGCAGAAACUGUCCUCUGGGAAGAAGCUGUCGUCUGCUGAAGAACGCCCGGAGUUGAAGAGUCAAUUCUUGCGUCAAAGUGAACUUUCAGUUGGCAGGGAUGCAGUGACGAUCAGUUCUCAGAUAGAAAAGCCAGGGUCUGGACAGUUGCCGGGGGGUUUACUGAACUCUACCGUGCUGCAGUUGACCGCUGAUGGUAGAAUACUCAUUCCUCUCUCUGGGGAUGGACGGCAAGCUGCUGACCCAAUUUCUCUGAGCUUGGGUUCGGAAGAGGUCAAAGUUGAAGGUAAGGAGCACCGAAUCCUCAACAAGCUGACAGUGAACUUGUCUCAGGCCGGGCUGACGUCCACCCUCGCCCCACCCGUCCCGUCCUCGUUGAGUGGGGGUCAUCAAGUGUGGGCCGGCCAACUGCCACAACUGCCGAUGCUUCAACUGUCGGCGUCAGACGGUGCCGCUGUGACCUCGCAAGGCCUGGCUGUUCCAGCUCCUACUUCUGUGGGUUUGCCUAACCUGGGCGGAGUGGACGGUGGUCAGUUGUUGGGAGAUGGCACGGUCUAUGUCUCUUCGGAGUGUGUCCAAGUGACCGCGAGUCAUUCCAGCGUCAGCAAAACUUCUGGCGGUGGAGGUCAGAACGCGGUUCUGAGCAGCCAGCAGCUUAUAUCGAAUCAAACAGUGACACAAAUCUCCAGCUCCGCGGACCCGGCAACAGUCUCCACAACAAUUUCCCCGAAGCAGUUAUUGCCCUUAGGGAUAAAGUUCAAUCCCGGUUCCGUGCUCGGGUCCGUGGAUGCUUCGUCUGUCGCGGGUGGCAUAACGCUGGUCUCAGCACUGCCCGUAGGGAGCUCACUCGACCAACAAGCGCCAGGAGCCGUUGUCAACAGCAGCGUGCCGAGUUUUGUGGUGGCUCCGGCUCUGCCGCGAGAGGUGCAGGGUUUGAGUCUGGUCAACGUGUCCCAUCGGCAGCCUGUGGAGGUAGGUGGUGGUGGUGGCUCAUCACACGCUAGCACGGGUGGUGCUGGUGAUAGGACGACGUCUACUACCCAGGACAAACCCAUCACGUACCUACAGAGCAAGGAAGUGAUCGACCUCACAGAGGACAGCCCCCCCGCCACGCCAAGCAAGGCCCCACCACGUGCCACUUUCACGACGGGCUCGACGGCGAUGAUGACCACAACACCGAUGACGACCAAAGAUCCGAAGAGAAGCGCGUCAUCCGUUGCGGCUGUCGUUUCGACGAAACCUCAAAGUACGUCCGGCCCAGUUCCCAGAGUGCUGUCCAUGGAUGAGGUCAAGAAGCAGAUCAGUUUUCAGAGCGGGCUGGCGCCAGCGUCCGAGGCCUCUCUGGCGAUGACGGUUCCCGCUCAAACACCACAGGACCAGAUUCCACUGCCCAACAGCCAGGUUCAGCCGGCCGCCAGUCAGUCACAGGCUGAUCAAGCCUUGCACCGACUCCCACAGUUUUUGUCCUUGCCAGGUUCAAAGGUCACACAGAAUAUUGUUCAAACGAGUAGAGGUCAGGUCCCGGUGCAGAUGCAGCUGUGGUCAGCGAGUGGAGUGAGUGAGAAGGCCGGUCAAGGCGGAAAUGUGGCGGCUGAUGCUGAAUCUGGACUCACUAAUGAUCAGGUCACGAUAGUAAAUCUGGGGAGCGAUGUGAAUCAUCCGAUGCCUGUCUUGGAGAUGGGUAAUGUGCAGCAGAAAGGUUUCAUCUCCUGGCCCGACGCGAAGCAAAGUGAAGCCUCGCAGAUGAUUGUAAGCGGUGCGGUGGAUGUGGGGGCGUCUCCGACUAUUUCUGCGCUCUCACUACCUUCACAGGCAUCUGUCCCAAGCAGUAGUGAGCCGAUAGCGGAGGAGCCCACGGCAGCAACUGUCAGGGGAGACAACAGCCGUGGCAGUGGAGAGUCACGGACGUCACAGAUGUCACAGCCCAGCGUGCUGGUGUUUGGCCCCGGUGGGUCCGACGAGCUCCCCGAGGACAUCCGCGACACGCUCAUCUCCUGCCUGGAGGCGCACCAAGCCGGCAACCCCGACGUUCACCUGGAGACCCGACCUCUGACCUCCGGCGGCAAGGGCCUGGUGGACGUGAAGGAUUGCCUGGCGCCGGGCGCCUCCGGUCAGGCCGACCUCCGCUUGGACAACCUGGGAAAGGUGUUUGGCCAGAUGAAGUGUUCCCGGGCGGCCGUGGUCACUAUCUCGGCCAAUCAGAGGUUCCAGCAGUCACGCGGGAAGUCCAGGCCGGGGCUCUUAUCCACGGAUGUCUCGACAGAUGCCUCACGGUCAGUGUCCUCCGCUGACGGAAUGCCAAGGUUGUUGACAAAUAUAGGGUCUAGGUCACCUGGUGCAUUGGUGUCGAAGCCGAGCGUGGAUACAGGGACGAGGCUGACUGGAGACACGACUGCUGCCUCGAGGGUAGUGUCGAACAGCGCAAAGAUGGCCGCUCUUCACUUGUCUGGCUCGGACGCAGUGUACAAGACGGCGGGGAACUCCCCUCAUACGUCAGUGUCGGCCAAUAGCACGGCCGCUGCCGUCAGUCACCAGAUCCUGGAGUCUGUGUCCGCCCGGAGCUCCAUCGGUCACUUGAGGGCUACCUCGGAGAUGGGUUCUUCCUCUUCCUCCUCCUCCUCCCACCAGGCACCUCUCCUCAUCCAGGCACACACGCCGACGGGCGCGGUGGGCCCGCCCAACAUCACCAUUCUGUCGCAGGCCGAGUCGAGUCAUACCCCGCGGGUAAAGUUUUCGUCGGCGAGUUCAGCUACGCAGCGAAUGAUGAUGAUGCCCCCCGCAUCGUUGUUAUCGCAAGCGACUCCGCGUCCGCUCGUCUGUACUACCAUCAGUGGAGGCGGUACCUUCCUGGCUCAGUCAGUCCGGCCGCCGUCGUAUGUGUCGCAGUCUGUGGUCGCAGACCAGAUGUUGUCGAAUUCCUCUCCCAGAUCAGAAAAUCUGGCUGCCCCGGCCGGACGUGGAUCUCUCGUGUCAGGAACACCGGCUCUCCUCGUGUCGGCAGGGGAACAAACUCUUCAGCUCUCCGGAACUUUUACGGCGCCCCCUGGUGGUGUCGGCCUCGGGAACGCUGCUGCCAGCGCCACUUUGACUUCCGCCAGUUUUCCGGCCUUACCAGCGUCUGUUCUGACUGCGUCCCCGAAUGUUGUGAUCUCCACUAACAGUGUGCUGACAGGGAGCCUAACUGGCACGGUGGCUAGUGACGGGGCUGGUUGUGGCGCGGUUGUCGCACGCCUCAACCCUUCCCCGGCUACGGACAGUAGUGCAGUGACGACGAAGAAACCGAGGAAGCGAUCGGAGACGGUGCAGAAUCUUCUGGACCGCCAGAAGGUCAGUAAGCGGCAAGUGGGUCUCGUCAGCUCGACAGUGCUGCCCGUCACAGGUGGCCAGACCAGUUUGAUGUUACCCGCCGGCGGCUCUCCGUCUCAACUCCCGACAACCGUUAUGUUGUCUGCCGCCGGCCUCGGUGAGGCGGAACUUUCCGGAAGUCUUCUGUUGCCCGCCUCUCUGCUGGGCGCACAGGUCCCCAAGAAUAAACAGGGGAGCGUUGCAACUGUGUGCUGGACUCCCCAGAAGGCUGGUCAGCUUGUAGUGGACGGCGGUCAGCUGAACCAGGUGGCGUGCCAGGGUGUCGCACCGGCCGACACUUCGCUACCCAACGUGGUGCCGCUAGACUCGUUUCUGGCCGGCCGAGGCAGCAGCAGUAGCAGCAGCAGCAGCAGCAGCAGCAGCGGUAGCAGCAGCAGCAGCACAGUGAUGUCCUCCCAGAUUUUACCCGUACGUGGAAAUUCUUCUUCUGGUCAGCCCGUGGUACAAGCCAGUAUGCUGCCCAAAGUCAUCGAGGAAACCAUGCUGCAGACCACAGGUUUGUCGUCUGCUGGAACAAACGUGAGCUUGUCCAACACCGUCGUUCCUGCGUCAUUGUCCUCGCAGAAUGCGCCCUCCUCAGCCUCAAGGUCAGGGUCAGGCCGCUCGUCAGUUUCUCAGACCCGCACCGGUACCUCACAGUCGAGCGCGGGGAAGAGAAGUAAGCUGGAGGUCUCGACGGCCGAGGAGAGGGAGGAGUACGUGCGGAGGAAGAUCAACGAGCAGAGGGAGCUGAUUGGUCAGCCUCAAGUGGCAGAUUUCCCGAUGUCGAACGGGCGCGCCGUUGCUAAGUCUCACGGGGAGCAGAGGUCGCGGAGGCAACAGGUGAAACCAGCCGCGUUGUCAUCGGGACAGGUGUCUUUGGCAGGUGUGUCGUCAGGACAGGUGUCUUUGGCAGGUGUGUCAUCCGGACAGGUGUCUCUAGCAGGUGUGUCGUCAGGACAGGUGUCUUUGGCAGGUGUGUCGUCAGGACAGGUGUCUUUGGCAGGUGUGUCGUCCGGACAGGUGUCUGUGGCAGGUGUGUCGUCAGGACAUGUGACAUCGAGAGUGGUGUCAUCACAAGGUGUGUCAUCAGCCGGCCUGCCCACCACAAACACAUCGUCAGCAGAGCUCUCCUCCCACUUUGGUUUCACCCCACAGUCAGGACUCCAGACUUCUGCUGGGGUUACAGACCUGAUGUCCAACGCUGGGGGUCUUGCUGCACUUUCCUCUUCCUCCUCCUCCCCUUCUUCCUCCUCUUUAACUUUAUCCUCCUCCUCUGUAACUUUGUCCUCCUCCUCCUCCACCUCCUCCUCUCUGAUGUCCUCUUCCUCCCUCCAGCUGCCCACCCUCCUCCUGCAGACUCCCACCACCACCUGCAGCUCUCUGUCCAGUCUCCUGCAAGCUCCGCUGUCCACUCACUCCCAGAAUGUCCCCGUGGCGUUGUCCGCUCACUCCCAGAACGCACCCAUGGCGCUAUCCACUCAUUCCCAGAACGCACCCAUGGCGCUAUCCACUCAUUCCCAGAACGCACCCAUGGCGCUAUCCACUCAUUCCCAGAACGCACCCAUGGCGUUGUCCACUCACUCCCAGAACACACCCAUGGUGUUGUCCGCUCACUCCCAGAACGCACCCAUGGCAUUGUCCGCUCACUCCCAGAAUGCACCAAUGCAGACAGAUGAGCACCUCCAGCUGCGGUCACCUCAGCUACUACAGAUAAUGACCAGCCCUCAGACACAACUGAGACAUGUCCAGUCUUCUGCCUCAGACCGUUCAGAGAAAAGUACCAGCAAGAGAGCCAUUAUGUCGGUCGGUCACUCCUCCUCGCAAAACUCUGGGGCCGGGAAUUCUGUCGUUGAUGGUCAGUUGGGUAUGGUUCAAGGACAGUCGAGUGUUGGGGACAGAAGGUCAUCGGUUACUUCCCAGGAACAGGACGGUGUGGACGUUGGGCGCGACGGAAGGAAGGAUGGUGAACUGACCUCUUACGUUGAGGCGCAGCGCCAAGAGAAAAGUGUUUUGUCAGAUGUCGCUCCUUCGACAAGUGGGGUCGUCGCGGGUCCUCCUAGGAUGUUUUCGACCAGCUCGACCAGCGUGAAGUCGCCAGGUCACACACCAAGCGGUAGCGUGAGCCGCGUUCCGACGCAGAACCCGCUCUUGGCGAGGAUGUUGUUCAAACCCGCGCCGCAGAGCGCAGAGGCAGGACAACAGGUGCGCACGGUGCGAAGCAACUCACUUUUGUCGUCCGUGCCGACUGCGGAGAAGCAGCUCACGUCUGGGGAAGCGAGGAAGAGGCUGAGCUCGGAACCCGCUCUACCGCCGGCCGCCACCGCCUCUCUGGGGUCAGCUGACCCGGCAGGUCAAAGGGGAGCCACUCUGGCGAGUCAGGAGACGGGUAACCUGAAAAGAUCAAAAAGUACCGGUGAGGAGGAAAACAGUUUGUUUGUUACUCCGGGACAGGAAGCGAAUCCACCUACUUUUGAUUUUGUUCCAGGUGAGCUCUUGACCUCUCUGCCACAAAAACCGUGGAAAUCUUUGGGUCCCUCGGAUGAGGAUUACGUGAAGUCGGCCGGACAGCCCCCAGACAUUGGCCAGGGUAGGAUCACCAAGGUCAUUCACGACAUGUACAAGUUCACCGACGAAUCAGACGAAGUGUUGCCCCCGCCCCCGUCGUACAGACAGGCCAAACUGAGACUGAUGUCUCAAAGCCAGGCCAAAGCGUCGGCCAUGAUGGCCUCUCCGCCCACCUUCGAAGGGGCCGGUUUGUCCGGGGGAAGGUUCUCCCAACACGACGACAGAAAGCUCUCGAACCCGGUCACCCACAGCCACGCUGUCGGUCAGCCAUCGGAUACAGAUGGAGGGAAAUCGCUGACGGAAUUGCCGCCCCUGAUGCUAAGGCCAGUGAGGGAGAGGAAGGAUCUGGCUGGUGGCAGGUUGAGCAGUAAAAAAGUCCAGUUCUCCGACCAGGUUUCUACUUCGUUGCCCGCGGACAUUUUGUACUCUCCUGGGGGUCAUGCUAGCGACUUCCGACCUGCAGCGACCCAGCACCAGGGCAAAGACAGCAAGCUGAAGGCUCUACUGGCGGAUCAAGGCAGCCCGUCCUCUACUCUGACCUCUGUGACCCACCACGGCGCAGUGUUCAGAGGCCAGGGGGGGAAUCCGGAUUCAAUGAGUUCAGUUUUUAACAGCUCCACACCGGCUGGUAAUGGUGCGUUUACCGGGGCCAGAUGUUCCACCCAAAGGUUUGUUCAAAACGCUGUGCCUGGCGUCUCGACUGACUCGGAUGUUUACACAUUUAUGUCGUCGUCAGAUGGUCUCCAAAAUACCACGGGGGAAAUUUCAAACGCUACCCGGACUUCAGACCAGUCCAAACGACUUCAUGAAAGGUUGGAAGUCCAUGCUUCAGGGGAGGAAAUGAAACACGGGGUGGGCCUCAAGGUCAGAGGCUCUUCUGCAAACGUGGAGUACGCUGCCGAGAGGAUCGAUGUGCUGGCAGGGGAUCGGGGAGCUCUUCGUGGUGAUGUGGUCGUCGGUGAAAUGUAUGGGGACGGUGCUGGUGGUGGUGGUGGUCACUUGUUGCAGGGAGACAUGGAGCCUCCUGGGCUGGGGUACCAAACGACUGGCCUCGCCUUGUCGGACAGAAGCGCUCCGGUCAAAUUUCUCUCCUCUAGCGUCGCGACGGCUGGGUCAGCGAGACGGGAAGGCCUGCAGUCUUUCAGUGCGUUGCAUCACGGCUUGAAAGAAUCUCAGAGACGGCACACGCCAUCGGGUGAUAAUAACAGCCAGAAACUGUGGAGUUAUCUAUCGGCGACGUCUAAGGCGUUCAAAUGUUCCAACAACGAUAGAUUUCUGGAUGGUAAGGAAGAUGAUCAGCUGUCCGUGGGGGUGCCGGUGACCUACGCUGACCUUCAGAGUGACUCGAUUCCCAAGGUCUUCGGGCAGACGUCUGCAGCAGCAAGACUUGACGAAGACAUGGACGGCCGGACCGUUGUCAGUGACCCUGAGCGUUCUGUCAUAUCGCCGCUGAUCCGACAACGGACGCUGCAGUCGAAUUACAAGAUUGCACAACAGAUGCAGCAGCAGCAGCGACAACAACAACUACAACAACAGCAGCAGCAGCAACAACAGCAGCAGCAACUGAUGCAAGAGUCUUCCCUAAGCUAUCCCGGCUUUCCCUCUGAGCUAGAUCCUCCGUACCCACCGAUCUCGAAGCUUCCAAUCUACCACGAGCUUCUGGUUCACCCAAACGCCGACGCGGCAGCGAUCUCUGAGUCUGGCCGGAUUGACCCGACCUUGGAGGGGUCACACCUCCUGCUCCUGGAGCAGCUUCCCCCGGAGAGGAAGUUACCUGCGGAGAUGGAGGAGAAGGAAGCUCUGCGACAGCGCCGUCUGUCGGUCACGGAUCGGGAAAGGGUCGCCAUUCUCGGAGGCCUGGACGUCUCGGACAGACCCAUGGAUGGCCUCCCCUUAUCGAUGCUUUUUCUGCAAGACGCCUCCGAAGCUGCCCCUGGUCGUAGAAAAUUGCCCCCCUCGCCUCCCCCCACGUUUGGAAUUCUUAAGUAUUCCCCGUAUCUAGAAAUGGAGGAGAGCAGGUCAGAGGUUCCUAUGUCGCGAAGCCGGCAUCCGUCUUUCGCGGCUGUGGGGCUGAGGAUUACGGGAGUUCCCGAGGCGGGCCGGAUGAAACAUCUCUCGGGCUCCAGAGACACGGAUCUCCCAGACAUGAUGGACCCCACCGAGACGUCGCAACCUCACUCCGCGAGCGAUGCACCUCAGAACCGACACCCCUCCUUCACCUCCUCUUUCUCCUACACAGCCCCUCCUCCCCGGAUGACCUUGGACUCUGGCGGCGACCCCCCUCCGUACAACGGAGCUUCUGCAACGUCUGCCUCCUCCUCCUCCUCCUCCUCUCGGAACCGCCACCCAUCCGCGUCCUCAAUGAAAGCUGGCCCGAUUGACCCGGAACUACUCAACAUCGACUUUCGCUCGCGGAGCCGCCACGCGUCCAACUCCUCGGGGAUCCGCUCCAGCUUUGAGGAGCUCUUCCCCUCCGACUUCUUCCGCAGCCGCAACCCGUCGGGCUCCUCCUCGGUCCGUCGCAGCAGCCGUCCGGGCAGCAGCAGCUCAGACCGCGAGCUCCCUGCCAUCCAACUGGACGAGGUCCAGUUCCCUGAGCUCAUGAUGUACAGCUCGCGCAGCCGCAACAGCAGCGGGGAGUCGCUGGAGAAGGCCAUGGAAGAAUUUGACCCGCAGCACUGGGCGCAGCUGCUCCGAGACAACCCCGCCUCCUCCUUCGCCCCGCGGGGGCCGCACAGGUACUGAGUCAGGUCACGGCCUUGACCUUCGCCACAAGGGUAGCGGGGGUACUGAGUUAUGUCACGCCCUUGACUUUAACCUUCACCCUGUGGGGAGCACAGGUGCUGAGUCAGAUCGCGGCCUCCACCUUCGGCCCACAGGCCACCAGAUACUGAAUGAACCAGGGAUGGACGUGAUCAGAGGUUUUCCCACACUCUGCAGUUUCUCUGUCCUCGGUUUUUUGUUUUGUUUUUUGUUUUUUUUGUGGGUGGUUGGCAGGUGCUCUGGUGUGGGUUUGCUUC
Aplysia californica (California sea hare) is the source of this 16815-nucleotide messenger RNA. RefSeq lists its product as uncharacterized. The transcript has 15 exons. The record is from RefSeq and is a predicted model, not a curated record. NCBI's taxonomy places the organism in Eukaryota, Metazoa, Mollusca, Gastropoda, Aplysiida, Aplysiidae. Bases 209 to 16540 code for a protein of 5443 amino acids.